CUGGGAGAUCAUAUUUAUAACCCACAUAACACUCAGAAGGAGUAAAUUAUAAAUACUAUUUCAUCCAACGAUCUCGAAUUACUCCAAUCAUUCAAGCGUUAAUUGUCCCGCACUCAAAAACGAAGACAGAAGAAUCAACACUGGCGGUGAUCUGAGUCAUUGGAUGUUGCUCUCAAUAUGACCAAUCGGACGCGCUCCCGCAAUACUUCAACACUAUCAUCGAUGACAUAUCUCUCGCACUCAUCAUCAUCUCUUAAAUACCCCAUCACAACACAAUCUACACACCAACACUUACUCUAAAAACACAAACAUGGCCCGUCUCCUUCUCCCACCCACUCACAACCACACCUCCCCAUCCACUCGCUGGAAAGCCGUCGUGUACCGCGACGCCUCCAACAACAGCUUUGUCUAUGCCGUCCGCUCCACCCGCAUCUACUGCCGGCCUAACUGCCCCGCGCGUCUUGCGCGACGCGCCAACGUCGAAUUCUACGAUUCCCCCGCUGCAGCCCUGGCAGCUGGAUACCGUGCGUGUAAGCGGUGCAAACCGGGACAGACCACACUUGCAGAAGCAGGAGCAGCGGGCGGGAACGCGAGUGAGGGGAUGGUAGCGAAAGCGAAGGAGAGGAUCGCAUCGGCACUGCGGGCAGGGCAGCAGAGGCCGACGCUGGGGAUGUUGGCGAAGGAGGCUGGCUUGACGCCGAGUUAUUUUCAUAGAGUGUUUAAGAAGGUUGUUGGCCUGACGCCGGGCCAGUUUGCGGAUGGGAUUAGGAAGGGGGUUAGGGAUGGGGUUGUGGAUUGCGAGAUUAGUGAAGGUUCAGCUGCGCUUUGUCAGGAGGUGGAGGCUGCUGAUAUGUGGUUUGGUUUUGAUGAUUUGAUCAAUUGGGAUGAGCUGGAGAAUAUAGGGAUGGAAAGUUCGUUAUGAUUACUGGACAAAAACUUACGAUUGAAAGGAUAUUUGUAUAUUUUUUACGUAUAUAAUCACGCAUUCUAUUUUAUUCGAAAGAUGUACAUCGCGUUAACUUCAGUGGGUAUAGACACAUGCGCCAAAUCAAACACCGAUAAAGAAGGAAGCUUUUAAUCAUAGGUCAGCUUUAUAACAAUUGUACCAGUUCCAAAUCCCG
Molecule: messenger RNA, 1121 nt
Organism: Talaromyces proteolyticus
Lineage: Eukaryota; Fungi; Ascomycota; Eurotiomycetes; Eurotiales; Trichocomaceae
Product: metal binding domain of Ada-domain-containing protein
Exons: 1
Coding region: 311-922 (203 amino acids)
Biological process (GO): DNA repair; regulation of DNA-templated transcription
Molecular function (GO): DNA-binding transcription factor activity; sequence-specific DNA binding; zinc ion binding
Source: RefSeq, a predicted model, not a curated record